CACGGGCAGGCAGAGCAAGGACCAGUCUGUCCGGGGUUCUGAGCGGAGUCUGCUGUGGGCAGCACACAAAGCGCCCCGUACCGGAGCUGAACCCCACACCGAUCCCAGGAGAGCCCUCCGCAAAGUCCGUUCCUAUGACCGGCUGUCCUCACCUGGACUUGAGCCGCUGUGCCGGAGCUCUCGUGAGCCCGGCACCCAGGAGCCAGACCGGGCCUGCCAGCACCUGCGAGCAGCCUUUUACCCAACAGGGCUUUGCACUCCUAAAGGUCCCCGUUAACAGUUCUGUCUGUCCUUCGAAACACCGCAACUCCUUUAAACCAAGGGCAACAUCACCCCUGAGCCGCAGCCAUUCCCUGCGCACACGGGAAUCAGAAGUGUCGGGCAGACGCUUGGGGCAGAGAGCGCAGAAGAACAAGGCUCGGCUCGGCCCGCCUCUUCCUUCACAACCAGCUCCUUAACAGCAGCUCCUCAAGACAUGGCCUCAAAGAGAGCAUUGGUGAUUCUGGCUAAAGGGGCUGAGGAAAUGGAAACUGUAAUCCCCACAGAUGUUAUGAGAAGAGCUGGGAUCAAGGUGACUGUUGCAGGCCUAACAGGAAAAGAACCAGUGCAGUGCAGUCGAGAUGUUUUCAUUUGUCCUGAUGCCAGUCUUGAAGAUGCCAGAAAAGAGGGACCUUACGAUGUUGUGGUCCUGCCUGGAGGGAACCUUGGAGCUCAAAACUUGUCUGAGUCUGCUGCUGUGAAAGACAUUUUGAAGGACCAGGAGAGCAGAAAAGGCCUGAUUGCUGCAAUAUGUGCAGGUCCUACUGCCCUUCUGGCACAUGGGAUAGGGUAUGGAAGCAAAGUCACCACACAUCCUUUGGCCAAAGACAAAAUGAUGAAUGGAGCACACUACUCCUACUCGGAGAGCCGCGUGGAGAAGGACGGGAACAUCCUGACCAGCCGAGGGCCUGGCACCAGCUUUGAGUUUGGGUUGGCCAUUGUGGAAACGCUGCUGGGGAAGGAAGUGGCUGAACAGGUGAAGGCACCUCUAAUACUGAAAGAGUGAAAUCCUGUCGUGAGAUAGGGACUAGGACAAAUUUAGAUAGAGAGUCUUAUCCUUUGUAGAACAACUGUAAUGUGUACUGUUGUAAAUACACUUUAAUUGUGGGUGAAAUUAGUAACUGUACUUAUCUGAACUGGGAUACCUUAACAAACCAAAGGUCUUCAUUUCUGGAAAAAGAUCCUGUUAGCAAGAAGCUUCAUCACAAAAAAGCAGCCAGCAUCUAAUAAUCCUAGUUAGUUCUUGGAUGGCAUUUAAAAAUCACAUGGAAAAAUGUUUGCUGAGUAAAUAAAAAUGGAGCAUCCCUA
Molecule: messenger RNA, 1347 nt
Organism: Hirundo rustica (Barn swallow)
Lineage: Eukaryota; Metazoa; Chordata; Aves; Passeriformes; Hirundinidae
Gene: PARK7
Product: Parkinsonism associated deglycase
Exons: 7
Coding region: 476-1045 (189 amino acids)
Biological process (GO): protein deglycation, glyoxal removal; guanine deglycation, glyoxal removal
Cellular component (GO): cytosol; nucleus
Molecular function (GO): protein deglycase activity
Source: RefSeq, a predicted model, not a curated record